AUGCAGCCUGCCUACAUGUCCAUCAUCUGUUUUCUUGGAGUGAUCGGCAACUCCUUUGUGCUUUGUGUAUUCUGUCUCCAGAAGCGGCGCAGCUCUGUGGCCGACAUCUACCUGAGCAACCUGGCAGCAGCUGAUCUGCUCAUGGUUUCAUGCCUGCCCUUUUGGGUUGCAACCAUUAUCGACAAGUUCCACUGGAGGUUUGGGGAGCUCAUGUGCCAGCUUAUCAACAUUGUCAUUGGGAUGAAUUAUUAUUGCAGCGUGCUGUUUCUUACGCUUGUUAGCUUGGACAGAUACCUGGCCCUCACUAGACCCCUAAGCCAGGGGAGGGAGAGACGGGCAUUCUGGGCACGUGGGAUUUGCUUCAGUAUCUGGGUUGCUGGGGUCUUGCUCAGCUUCCCUGCUAUCCUCUUCCGCUCUGUUCAGUUCUUCCCUCAUCUGGGCAUAGACGCAUGCUACCUAGCGUAUCCCCAUGAAGGUUGGAGACUACGCUACAACAUGACUGUCAGCAUAGUAGGCUUCCUUAUCCCUGUUCCCAUUGUAUCCUACUGUAGUUACCACAUCACUAAAGUCCUUCGGAGCAGCCAGAAGAUGAAAAAAGGCAGCAGAGGCAGCGUGGAAAGGAAGGCAGCAUACCUCGUUCUUGUUGUUCUGGCUGUGUUCGUUCUCUCUUGGCUGCCCUAUCAGAUCUUGAUCUUCUUGGAUACCUUGGAUCACUACGGGAUCAUCUCUGGAUGUACAUGGGCGUACGUAUUGGACAUUGGCAACCAGUUAGCUACUUACUUUGGCUAUAGUAAUAGCUCAUUGAAUCCUUUCCUGUAUGUGAUUGUGGGAAAACACUUUAAGCAGAGGGCAAGGGAAGUGUUUAGACUUCUGCUGUGCAGAAGGAAGCAGCAAUGGAGGAAGUCUGGUCAUUCCAAUGCUAAUCUUAACUCAACUAAACAAACCGAGAGUACCAAAAUCUAAAUGUAUCUAUGCAUUUAAAGCUUUGACCAAAAACCACUGUUAAAGAAAUCUGUUUAUUAAGCAUGCAAUUGGUUUCUAUGUCUAGACUUACUGUCACACAGUUACUCACUUACCAUAUAAAGAAAUUGUUUCAACAUUUUGGGAGACAUGCUCCUUUGUUUUCUUUUAGGGUUAGAUAAGGUCAGUGCCACUCUCAUGUCUGUAAGCUUAUGAAAGCAGAAACAAUC
Larimichthys crocea (large yellow croaker) is the source of this 1190-nucleotide messenger RNA. Its product is annotated as B2 bradykinin receptor. The transcript has a single exon. Gene Ontology annotation, biological process: smooth muscle contraction; calcium-mediated signaling; vasoconstriction. The coding region runs from base 1 to 963 and encodes 320 amino acids. The record is from RefSeq and is a predicted model, not a curated record. Gene Ontology annotation, molecular function: C-C chemokine receptor activity; bradykinin receptor activity; C-C chemokine binding. Gene Ontology annotation, cellular component: membrane; external side of plasma membrane. Lineage: Eukaryota; Metazoa; Chordata; Actinopteri; Sciaenidae.